This is a messenger RNA of Naegleria fowleri, 1026 nucleotides long. RefSeq lists its product as uncharacterized. The transcript has a single exon. The record is from RefSeq and is a predicted model, not a curated record. Gene Ontology annotation, biological process: intracellular protein transport. NCBI's taxonomy places the organism in Eukaryota, Heterolobosea, Eutetramitea, Acrasida, Naegleriidae. Gene Ontology annotation, cellular component: vacuolar membrane; SNARE complex. Bases 1 to 1026 code for a protein of 341 amino acids. Gene Ontology annotation, molecular function: syntaxin binding; soluble NSF attachment protein activity.
AUGUCCUUACUCGACGAAGUAACCUCAAACACCCUCAACACUCUCAACGCAACGUCUUGUCCAUCAGCCGAUCGGUUGGUGAAGAAGGCUGAAAAUGUGCUCUCCAAGAAACUUCAUUUUGGAAAUAGGAAUAAGGAUGCACAAAAGUAUUAUGAACAAGCAGCAGAGAUUUAUAUGCAAAGUAACAUGUACUCCAUGGCCGGAGAGGCCUACAUGAAAUCGGGAGAGUGUUUUGAAGCUCUUGGAGAACCAACUCGGGCAGCAAACACCUUCUCUGUUGCAAGUGAAGCCUUUAUGAAUGAUGCCAUGUUUGAUCACUCGAAAGAUACAUUUGAAAAGUCGCUCCAUGCUCUCCAACGAGCAAGUGUCUUGUACAAUGAGAAUGGGCAAACGGCACAAGCAGCCCGAAAGGAAAAAGCCAUUGCAGAGAAAUUGAGUGAGGAAUCCAUAACGGACAUUGAUAUUUUACAUUUGGCCAUUGAGGCUUAUCGGCGGGCAGCCGAGUUGUUCGAGUUUCAACAAGCGUAUGCCACGGUGAAUGCAUGCUUGGAACAAAUUGGCUAUUUGUAUGUGCGUGUGAAUGAGUAUGUGGAAUCGAGCAAAGUAUGGGAGGAAAUUCUGAAUUCAGAGUGGAACCGAGGAAACUCCACGACAGGACAGUCCUCUCUCAUUCGUCAUUUGGAAACCAAAUACAUGUUUUAUAGCUUACUGACAAGACUGGCUGGAAUGAAAGAAGACUAUGACAGUGAGGAUUUGGACUCGUUCUGGAUGGAAUUAGAGAAUUUUGAAGAGAGAGGACAAAGUUUCGGGAAGAGUCGAGAAUUUGAACUGUUGGUCGGAGUCUAUCAAGCCUUCAAGGAACGAGAUUUGAAAGUAUUCUUGAGGGUGGUGAAGAAGACUCUCGAAGUUGCCAAACUGGACGAAUGGUCAAAGCAAAUACUCUUGCACAUUCGAAAGAAGUUGGAGAAUGCCAUCCAUUGUUCGAGUAUUGACGAGGACGAGGAUGGAGAGGUGGAUUUGACUUGA